This is a messenger RNA of Peromyscus californicus insignis, 2445 nucleotides long. It is a transcript of the gene Depdc7, whose product is annotated as DEP domain containing 7. The transcript has 9 exons. The record is from RefSeq and is a predicted model, not a curated record. Gene Ontology annotation, biological process: intracellular signal transduction. Bases 67 to 1602 code for a protein of 511 amino acids. Lineage: Eukaryota; Metazoa; Chordata; Mammalia; Rodentia; Cricetidae.
CGGGCGCGCAGUUUGCGGAGCGGCAGCAGCGGCGGCGUGGACUGGGGAGUCUGUCCCGCCGCGGUCAUGGCCACGGUUCGGGAGAAGGCGGCGGCGCUGAACUUGUCGGCUCUGCACAGCCCCGCGCAGAGGCCUCCGGGUCUCAGUGUGGCCCAGAAGCCCUUUGGAGCCACGUAUGUGUGGAGCAGCAUUAUAAACACACUUCAGACCCAAGUGGAGGUGAAGAAACGGAGGCAUCACUUAAAGCGGCACCACGACUGCUUCGUGGGCUCCGAGGCUGUGGACGUCAUCUACGCUCACUUAACUCAGAACAAAUUCUUCGGGGAUGUCGAAAUCCCUCGGGCCAAAGUGGUGAGAGUCUGUCAGGCACUCAUGGACUACAAAGUGUUUGAAGCGGUCCCAACCAGAGUCUUCGGGAAGGACAGAAAGCCUGCGUUUGAAGAUAGUAGUUGCAGCCUGUAUAGGUUCACAACUCUACCUAAUCAGAACGGUCAACCAGGCAACGAGAACAAAGUGUGCCCACCUUCCAGGUACUCAGAUACAUUAUUUAAGUCACCUGAUAUCAAGUCGGACAGUUUGGAGGACCUGUGGGAAAAUCUGAGUUUAAAGCCUGCCAACUCCCCUCAUAUAAAUAUCUCUACCAGGCUGUCUCCUCAAGUUAUUAAUGAAGUAUGGCAAGAAGAGACGAUUGGACGUCUACUACAACUUGUCGACCUUCCAUUUCUUGACUCCUUACUCAAACAGCAAGAGGCUGUACCUAAAGUCCCUCAGUCUAAGAGACAGCCUGGCAUGGUCAACACCACUAACUAUCUGGACCGAGGGAUUCUCAGGGCCUAUGGUGACUCUCAGGAAGAUGAAUGGAUCUCUGCAGCCAUCGACUGCUUGGAGUAUCUUCCUGACCAGAUGGUUGUGGACAUAAGCAGAAAUUUUCCUGAGCAACCAGACAGAACAGACUUAGUGAAAGAACUUCUUUUCGAUGCUGUUAGCAAAUAUUAUAGCACUAGGGAGCCUCUGUUAAAUCACCUGUGUGACGUCCAUAAUGGAAUAGCGGAGCUCCUAGUCAAUGGGAAGACAGAAAUAGCGUUGGAAGCUACUCAGCUGUUUCUGAAGCUUCUGGAUUCCCAAAAUAGAGAAGAAUUUAGAAGACUGCUGUACUUCAUGGCUGUCGCAGCGCAUCCUUCGGAAUUUAAGUUACAGGAAGAAAGUGACAAUCGGAUGGUUGUGAAAAGGGUGUUCUCCAAAGCUAUCGUCAACAAUAAAAACUUAUCCAAAGGCAAAACUGAUCUCCUCGUACUCUUCCUAAUGGAUCACCAAAAAGAUGUUUUCAAGAUUCCUGGAACGCUACAUAAAAUUGUGAGUGUUAAGCUUCUGGCCAUACAAAAAGGAAGAGAUCCUAAUAAAGACACAGGCUAUAUUUAUUGCCAGAGAAUUGAUGAAAGUGACUAUUCUAGCAGUGCUCAGAAGAAAACCAAAGACGAACUGUUGAACUUACUCAAGACUAUUGAUGAGGAUUCAAAACUCUCUGCCAGAGAGAAGAAGAAACUGCUAGGCCAGUUCCAUAAGACUCAUCCAGACAUCUUCAAUGAGUAUUUUGGAGACUGAACUUCUAAUGUCUGUGUGUAUGUGCACUCUGUAUUUUAAGGACAAAUUAUGUAGCCUAAAGAUAUUUUUAGCUUGGAUGUCUAAAUAUGAAGUUGUACUUAAUAAAAAUUUUAUACUCGUAUGUGUCAAAAAACCAUUACUCAAAUGAUGUAUUGAUGUUAAGGACUAGAUGAGUCCUUAAGGAGAGUUGAUUUACAAUUAUUAUGUUGAAUUUAUAUAGAAAAUCAGGGAUUUAGAGGAUAUGAUAGUAAUAUAUUUAUGUAAGAAAGUACUGGGGCUAGAGAGAUGGCUCAGCAGUUAAGAGCACUUGUUGCUCUUGUAGAAGACCUGGGUUUGGGUCCCAGCACCUACAUGGUGGCUCACAACCAUAUGUAACUCUGGUCUCAGGGGACCCAGUGCCCUCUUCUGACCUCUGUGGGCAAUGUACACACACAGUACAUCUACAUCCUCAUUCAUAUAAAGUAAACACAUCUAAUAAUAAAAGUAUUCAACAGGAAGUCUACAUAUUAGUAGGGAUGUGUUUCUGGUUUUAGUUUUCAUUUUUUUGAGACAGGAUAAUGGUGGUAGAAAACGGCCCCCAAAGGGAGUGGCACUAUUAGGGGGUGUGGCUUUAUUGGAGUAGGUAUGCCCUUGUUGGAGGAAGUGUCUCACUAUGGAAGCAGGCUUUGAGGUCUCAUGUAUGCUCAAGUUUUGCUCAGUGUGAUACUCAGAGCACUUCCUGUUGCCUGCAAGAUGUAGGACUCUCAGCUCCUUCUGCAGCACCAUGUCCUACCAUGAUGAUAAUGGACUGAACCUCUGAACUGUGAGUGAGCUACCCCAAUUAAAUGUUUUCCUUUAUAAGUU